AUGUCCGACGAAGCGCCCGAUCCCGUAGUGCUUCGAGCAGUCCCCUCUACCAACGUAUUCAGAUCGGACAUUUUCGCAGGCAAAGUGUUGUUGUGUUCUGGAGGAGGGUCGGGCAUCUGCAAGGGCAUGGUAGCGACGAUGAUGAAGCACGGAUGCAACGCUGCCAUCAUCGGAAGGAAAGCGGACAGGUUGAAUGCUGCUUCGAAGGAACUGGAAAAGGAGGCUGGCAAUGGAACAAAGUGCAUCGCUACUCCCAGGGAUGUCAGAAAGAUUGAGGAUAUGAACGAGAGCGUCAAAAAGGCGAGGCGAGGCGAGGCGAGGCGAUUGCGCGAUGCAGGAGCCUUCUCGACUAGGUUUCGCCUUGUUGUGCGUGAGCAGGGCCACUGAGACGGAAGACCCUCGCACCCCCACCCUCACAGACCAUCGCAGAAUUUGGAAGAAUCGACUUUGUCAUCUGUGGAGCGGCAGGUGAGCGGGCCUCUUCGCAGCAGCAGUCGAAGCGAAGGGGAUCCGCGACUAACUCGGCGCGCUGCUGAUUGUCCGUCAUCAGGCAACUUUCUGGCCAGCUUGGAAAGCCUUUCGUCCAACGCCUUCAAGACGAUUCAAGAGAUCGAUCUGCUGGGUGAGCUGCACGAGCGGAAUGGGAACGAGCUACGCAAGCUGACGCGGAUGAGCACGGUCUCGCUACCUUGGACGCGCAGGCACAUACAAUCUCUUCAAGGCUUCCCUCGACGAGGUCAAAAAGUCCCAGUGAGUGAUCGACGCGGCGUACCUGCAGCAAGGGAUCCUACGUUCGCUUCCCAGCCGACGCAAAAGCUGAUCAAACGAGACGCGAUUGCAUUCCAUCUCCACCAGCGGCGCAUAUGUCCACGUCACAGCAACGCUUCAUCACACCGGUAUACCGUAAGUAAGGAGCCGCAGAGGCAAGCAGCUCGCUCACCUUCUCAUUCGAUCAGUACACUCACUUGGCAUUCCUCCCACUCGCUUCCUGCUCACUUGCAUCACGCAGCUGGCAGAGUCCAGCAUCAGCAGCCAAGGCAGCCAUCGAGACGCUAUCGCAGAGCAUAGCAGUGGAGAUGGGUCCGUGGGGUGUCAGGUCCAACUGCAUCGCUCCUGGCAUCAUCAAGGGUACCGAAGGUGCAGACAGGCUGACUCCAAAGGGCGCCGAGGACUACGUAGCUAGGUGAGCGAAGACUUGCGGGAGCUACAUCGACUCUCCUUCAUCCUGCGCGCACAAAAGCUCAUCUCACAAUGUGCCCUACUGCUCGCCUGUGAUUGAUCAGUCAAAUCCCAUUGCAGCGUCAAGGAGACUUGGUGAGUGAUGAGGGAGCGGGCGCACAACACUGCCGCAAGCUCGGGCAUCCUGACAUUGCGCCUUUGUCUUACCCCCCUCCUGCAACGCUUCAGCACGACAUCGCAAACGCUACCGUAUUCCUCUUUUCAGAAGCGGCUUCCUACAUUAACGGCACGGUUGUCAUCGUCGAUGGUGCAGCUCGCAAUUUCCCUGGUCCUUUUUUGCCCUACCCGACCAGCUCCCUGGACCAAAAAUCCAUCGCAGACAUUGUCAAGGGCAGUCGAUUGUGA
Molecule: messenger RNA, 1584 nt
Organism: Ceraceosorus bombacis
Lineage: Eukaryota; Fungi; Basidiomycota; Exobasidiomycetes; Ceraceosorales; Ceraceosoraceae
Source: the annotation of a GenBank genome assembly